Folsomia candida is the source of this 2475-nucleotide messenger RNA. RefSeq lists its product as uncharacterized. NCBI's taxonomy places the organism in Eukaryota, Metazoa, Arthropoda, Collembola, Entomobryomorpha, Isotomidae. The record is from RefSeq and is a predicted model, not a curated record. Bases 76 to 1374 code for a protein of 432 amino acids. The transcript has 9 exons.
CAGAUCAAUUUAUGCAACAAGGAAAACUGCAUGAAAUUAUUUAAUAUAAAUUAAAAUAAGUCCAAUGGGGUAAUCAUGAUAUUCUUAGAGUUGAACCCAUUAGAAAAAAGCAAAAUGAGGAAGCUAUAUUUUACAAUUACAACUUGCAUUCUGAUGAUUGCAAGGUUUCAGAUUGCCUGGGGUUCAGGGUCUCAAUUCUCCACAGCCCGUGACGUAUUUUCACCCCUUGUCAGCAUGCAGAACGUCAUAUCAACUAGUUACAACCAAUUUCAAUUAAUCGCUGGCAUGACCGGGUUUCCUUCCAGUGGUACCGAAAACGACCCCAAACAAUCGAUUUUGUCAAAUAUUGAAGAUACGUUGCCAAUUCCGUCGUUAAGAUUUGACUUUCACUUUAAUCUGGAGUACGACUACAUAGCAAGUUGGCUCACUGAUGAGAUGUUCGGAUUUAUUGAGAGCCGACAAGGAAUGUUUUCCGGCUUGUCUCAGCUGAAGGACGAAUUUUCUAUAAAGUUCUUGAACGCAGAAGGAGAUUUCCAAGCUUUACUUUCGAUUCAGAUUCCGGCCCUAUUAUUUUCGGGAAAUUACGAAACAAACAUUACAAAUUAUCCCUUUGCUGUUCCUACACCAGAUCAGGAGAUUUCGGGUGCAGGUAGCUACAACUCGUCCUUCAGUUUGGUAGAAUUUGUUCUACUAGUGGACGGCAGGGCCCGUCUGGAUGAGACCGUCAACAUAACAAAUGUCAACGUUUCUUUCGAUUUUACCAAUCCCACUUCAGCGUUUUCAAAUCUAGCCUUAAAAAGUUGGACUGGUUGGGGAAAUGGGGAUAUUAUAACCUGGUUCCGAACCAUUCCUGCAUUUUCGGACAUACCGAAAUUCUUUUCUUGGAAUCUGGACGAAUUCUCAUUUUUUCUAGAUUUUCAGAGCGUUGCAAAUGAAGUUUUUAGAUGUUCUUUACAAAAUGCGUUUGAGGAUUGCACGCUUAUGGAUUUACUAGUUUCGACCGAUUGUGUGAACAAAGCGAUUAGCAUCGAAUGUCUGAGAACCGGGAUUUUUCAAUUCCAUUUUCUUGACGAAACCAGGCCUGACAUGUCACUUAGCACGUUUUACACUCCCGUGGGAAUUGGUGUCCCCAAAUCUAAAGAUUCAAGUAAUGUUCCACAUGGAAAUGUUAAGUAUACUUCGUCGUCCGGAGAAAAUAUACACGACAUAGUUGAAAGUUUGGCUUUCAAUUUUUUGGAAACCUUUGACUCCGAUGAUGGAUUAUAUUUUCAAGUUCCAGUGGAACUGCGAAUGUCUUGGAAUAGAACUCGGACCCUCGCUUCGCGACUUGCUAUGGAAACUGCUGUGGAUCUUCCCGCCGUUGAUGUAGACUAGCGGUGGAGAAGUUCUCAGCCGGACUGGGCUAUUGGAAAUUUUAAAGCUUGGAAUUCCGAAAUUGUGGGGCUAAACGAUGGAGUCAAGACAAUUUCCACUCAAUUCCUGGGCGAAAGCGGGGCAUUUUUAGCCACAUAUAAUAUUACAUUCCCAUACCUAAAUAUAACGGGGAGUUACGAUACCAACAUAAUUUUUUAUAAUAGGAAAACAGCAUAUAUUGGGGGUUGGUGGAACCUUGGGGAGGGAGAGAUGUAUGGGACGGGUGAAUAUCAAUGGAACGUGAGAGAUGCAAAAUUAAGCCUUACGGUGUGGGGUAAUGCACCAAUGGAUGGGACGAUGUCGCUGUCUAAUAUAGUAUUUGAAAUGUCCCACGGCGAUCGUAACGCAUACCUGGAUGGUGCAACAUUUACAAAUAUGACAAAUAUAAUGACAAGCUACUUUGGUAAUAUAUCAAUGGAACGGUAUCCAGAAAACUGGAAACAAGUAUAUCCAAUUUACACAAGCAUCAUUCAAACUUUUCUAUAUGAUGACACUGCUGGUGUAAGAAACAUAACUUUUGAGGAUGUUGUCGCCGACCAGCUUAUGUGCGCUCUAAAUUAUGCUAUCCAGGACUGCAACAUAUUGGACUUGAUAAUAUCAGGCAAGAAGAUCAUAUAUGAGAGAUAUUUUCGUAGACCCAUCUAAAUCAUGAAAUGUGCAGAUCGGUAUGUAUUCAAUUCCUGUAGAUGACUGUCUGCGAUUGGAUACAAAAGGCGAAGCAAAGUUGCUUUGAUGGAUCGGAAAUGACUGUUAGACAGCCGGCCACGUGGAGCACACCAAUUCCUACGGAAAACCAGGAAACAUCGAUUAGCCCAACAAUACAUACCACACAAUCUCCAACUACGACAAACUCCAUUGGAACCACGACCGAAUCAACAACUGAAUCAAGCACCCAUGAACCAGAGAAUCCAAUUAAUCUUAGAUUACUACUGAAUCAAACCCAAAUUCUACUAGAUCAGGCUAAGAUGCUGCUUGGAAUUGUUCAGGCUUCUGUAUAAGUAUCAAAUUUGAAGUUGUAUUUAGUUUGUCAAAUUAAACAUUAUACAUUUUAUACACGAUACA